AUGGAUGAGAUCAGAAGUGAUGACAUAGAGAAGCAUGAUGAAGUUAUGUUACCUGGAUUCAGGUUUCAUCCAACAGAUGAAGAGCUUGUCAGGUUUUACCUUAAAAGAAAAAUCCAGCAGAAGUCUCUCCCCAUUGAGCUCAUCAGGGAGCUAGACAUCUACAAAUAUGAUCCAUGGGAUCUCCCAAAACUAGCGAGUACUGGAGAGAAGGAAUGGUAUUUCUACUGUCCAAGGGAUAGGAAGUACCGGAACAGCACAAGACCAAACAGGGUAACUGGAGCAGGCUUCUGGAAGGCCACUGGAACUGACAGGCCAAUCUACUCUUCUGAUGGGAGCAAGUGCAUAGGCUUGAAGAAAUCUCUUGUCUUCUACAAAGGUAGAGCAGCCAAAGGUGUCAAAACCGACUGGAUGAUGCAUGAAUUCAGGUUGCCAUCACUCACUGACCCAUCACUGCCGCAGAAGAAGCCACUGGAGAAGACCAUUCCACCAAAUGAUUCCUGGGCGAUCUGCAGGAUUUUCAAGAAAACCAAUUCAACAGCACAGAGAGCUCUCUCGCACUCCUGGGUAUCUCCUCCACUAUCCAGCACAAAUGAAAACUACACUCGGCCUUCCUCACAGGCUACACAGAGAAGUCAUCACAGCUCAGAGAACACAUCCUCUACGAUGACAGACAUCAUCUCCUCCAUCCAGUUCACUGGCAGCAGUUACAUGCCUUCAAUAGUUUCCUCUUGCCGCAACCCUGCGAGCAUCAUUGACAGCAGCAGCAGGCCGGCUGCAUCCCUUGUGCACCCCUCAUCUGGUGCAGAACAUCACACCAUGAGUGUCCUCUCAGCAAUCCCGCUUGAUCUUCCAGCUGGGAUGGACAUUGCAUCAAUGGUCCUCAAUGCAUCACCCAUUACACUCCAGAACCUAGAUAGGAUUCCCACAAACAUUGAGUUUGGUCAACCACACCACCCCAGCAACAGCAGCAGCAUGGCCAACAGAUGCACGGUUGAUUUGCCUGACAUUGGCAACAGUGUCACUGCCGCUCCACGGUCAAUCAACUUCCCAUUCAACCUGCAAGGAGCGCUGCCAGAUGACUGGAGGACGACCUUGCCUUGGGACUCUCUCCCUUGCACAACCGAGGUCUCAACAAAUUACCAGUCGACCAAGUGCUAUACUUAG
Molecule: messenger RNA, 1164 nt
Organism: Miscanthus lutarioriparius
Lineage: Eukaryota; Viridiplantae; Streptophyta; Magnoliopsida; Poales; Poaceae
Source: the annotation of a GenBank genome assembly